This is a messenger RNA of Ziziphus jujuba (common jujube), 1105 nucleotides long. RefSeq names its product 3'-5' exonuclease. The transcript has a single exon. NCBI's taxonomy places the organism in Eukaryota, Viridiplantae, Streptophyta, Magnoliopsida, Rosales, Rhamnaceae. Bases 117 to 833 code for a protein of 238 amino acids. Gene Ontology annotation, cellular component: nucleus; cytoplasm. Gene Ontology annotation, biological process: nucleobase-containing compound metabolic process. The record is from RefSeq and is a predicted model, not a curated record. Gene Ontology annotation, molecular function: 3'-5' exonuclease activity; nucleic acid binding.
CUUUACUUUAUUUUAAUAUUUUUUUGAAUUUUCGCAAACCCUAAAAGCUCGCUGCCGAUUUCUUUUUGUGUUUCUCAGAGAUCACUCUCUGUUUACUCUGUUUUCUUCAAAUUGUGAUGGAGGGUUGUUAUCGCAUACACUAUUCCGGUACUACAAUUCAGACCACGGUUACUUCUUCUGCUAGCGUGGUUGACCGAUGGAUAUCAACAACCAUUGAAAUUCAUCGUCACAGACUUUCCAAUCUCAUUGUCGGCCUCGACAUCGAAUGGCGUCCCUACUUUCAACCCCAAGAUCGAAACCCAGUUGCAGUCCUUCAGAUUUGCGACGGCCAUCGAUGCUUGAUCUUUCAGCUACUCCACGCCGACUCAAUUCCCAUAUCACUGCACCAAUUUCUGGCUUUCCCAUACUUCACUUUUGUGGGUGUUGGGGUUCAAGAAGACGCGGAAAAACUGUUUCAGGAACUGCAACUGAGAGUUGUUAGUACUAUGGAUUUGGCCCAACUUGCCGCUGAUAGAUAUGGAAUCGAAGAUUUUAGAAGAAGGGGCUUGAAGAGGUUGGCCAUGGAGCUGAUUGGCAAGUACAUGGAAAAGCCCAAACAUGUUACUCUGAGUCAAUGGGACGCAAAGAAUCUUUCUGAUGAACAGGUUGAAUAUGCUACCAUUGAUGCUUAUGUGUCUUUUGCACUUGGGUUGUCCUUGUUGAACGGAUUCAGGAGAGUCAGCCCUGUCCCAUUCCCUGUCCGUCAACAUUCUUGCAAUGCCAGCCAUUGGCGUCCUCCACCUCAGCCUUCUUUCUUUGUGGUGUACACUCCACCACCACCACAAUUUGUUUGAAAAAUUUUGUUGUGAUACAUAAUUUUGUAUUGAAAUUUUGGACGAAAUUAAAGAAAAAAAUUACAAUAUCUUGUGCAUUGACAGUUGUAAUUUUCAAUGAUUAGCAUUAUUGAUUCUUUGAUUUUUUUUUUUUCUUUUUUUCAGAUACUUUGUUACCGUUGUUAUCGGUGUGUAAAUUUCCCAAUUAAAUGUAAACAAUUGUGUUUUAGAUUACUUAUUCCUAUUGUCAUGGUAGCUAGAAUUACAAAUUCUUAUAGAUUGUAAGUCUUAUA